Cylas formicarius (sweet potato weevil) is the source of this 892-nucleotide messenger RNA. Its product is annotated as DNA repair protein RAD51 homolog 3-like. Gene Ontology annotation, biological process: DNA repair; reciprocal meiotic recombination; meiotic DNA recombinase assembly. The record is from RefSeq and is a predicted model, not a curated record. The transcript has 4 exons. Gene Ontology annotation, molecular function: four-way junction DNA binding; ATP-dependent DNA damage sensor activity; ATP binding. NCBI's taxonomy places the organism in Eukaryota, Metazoa, Arthropoda, Insecta, Coleoptera, Brentidae. Gene Ontology annotation, cellular component: replication fork; Rad51B-Rad51C-Rad51D-XRCC2 complex; Rad51C-XRCC3 complex. Bases 29 to 892 code for a protein of 287 amino acids.
AUUUCAGGGGAAACCGGCUAAAUUUGAUAUGGAGUUAAAUAUUUCUACCCUAGAUAUUUCAAAAAUCAAGCGAACCAAACUGCAAAAUAUCGGCAUUCAUUAUUUGGACGAAUUAGACGAGAUUUUUCGAAAUUCCCUAAAUUUAAAUGUUCCGGAAACUAAAUCUGCUUUGGAGAUUUUAGCGAGGCAAUUAAUUUCCGGUUGUAUUUUGAGCUAUAUCAGGGAGCUGGAUAUUGUACUGAGAGAUGAAAUAGUAGCCAAACGAAUAAUUGAACUGACCGGUUUGCCUGGAUCUGGCAAAACACAAGUUUGCUUUCAGUUGUGCAUCACAACGCAAUUACCACACGUUAUUGGCGGUGCAGAAGGACAUGUCGUGUACUUUAACACCAACAAGAACUUCUCACAAAGACGUUUAGCAGAAUUAACGAAAAUAUUUCUAGAGAAUCUUAAAUCUAAUUCUUGUGCAAAUAUAACAUGGCAAAGUAUCCUUAAAAAUAUUUUCGUUUUUAAUAUUCGCAAUUUUGAACAGCUUUUUGCAUCAAUUACAUAUUUAGAAACAUUUUUACCCAAUAAGAAGGUUAAACUAGUUAUAAUAGAUAGUUUUACAUACCCAUUCAAGCAAGUGAAUAUUGAAGAUCGAACAUGUCUAAUAUAUAAUUUCAUGGAAAAACUGCAAAAUGUUGCAAAUGCUUAUGAUUUUGCUGUAGUUCUUACCAAUGAUAUGACAACUCGAAUACUGGAAGAAAAAGCUUCGUAUGUGCCUUCAUUUGGAGAUAGUUUCUUUCACAGGGUUAAUACCAGAAUAAAAUUGUCAAAAGCGGACCAUGGCUUUUAUGCUGAAAUCAUUAAAAGCCCCACUAAAGUACCCGUCAAGACAAUAUUUAAAAUAUGA